This is a messenger RNA of Penicillium malachiteum, 1329 nucleotides long. RefSeq lists its product as uncharacterized. Bases 1 to 1329 code for a protein of 442 amino acids. Gene Ontology annotation, molecular function: DNA binding. The record is from RefSeq and is a predicted model, not a curated record. NCBI's taxonomy places the organism in Eukaryota, Fungi, Ascomycota, Eurotiomycetes, Eurotiales, Aspergillaceae. Gene Ontology annotation, biological process: regulation of DNA-templated transcription; aflatoxin biosynthetic process. Gene Ontology annotation, cellular component: nucleus. The transcript has a single exon.
AUGAGCAUUCCUAUCAGUCAGGAUGAAUGCCUAUAUCAUUCUGGAUGUCCAUGUCCUCGUCAUGAGUAUCAUUCACAGACUACUGGACAGCCGAUAAUUGAGAACCAACUCUAUGACCACUAUUGGCAGAACAGCCAGGUCAGCCAACAGACAAAUUAUGAUCCACAACUCGAAAGCAGCUCAAUCAUGGGAAAUUUAAACUCCUUUGAUAUGGGAUUUAGCAAGGAUCAAGCUCUCUUGAGUUCCUUUCCCGAAAGCAACGAUACGUGGCAGGCAGCUUCACCCCACUUUAUGUCACCUUCUGCCCAAGCCAGUCCCUUCAAUUCAAUAGCAGAGCCUGGUAUUUCAAAUGAGGGUCUCUAUUUAGACACCACAAUGGAGUCCUUUAACUCCGAUAUGAACAUGAAUGCUGGUUUCGAUGCCAAUCUACCUAUGCAGUCAUUCAUCCCAAGUCCACCAUUCCAAUCCAGUACGGAAUCUGCAAUCAGCACCACCUCGCAUUCAUGUCUGGACUACCCACUCGGAUCUGAAAAUUCCAAUGAGCCAAUAUACAAUUUUUCCAGUCCUUCAAGCUCUCUUUUACCCAAAAAUAUGGCUUAUCAGUCUCUUUCUGCUUCACCCCUCUACUCCGAAAACUCACCCAUACCCACUCUGAACCCACCACUUGAAAGCACAACCCCGUCUUGCUUAACUCAAAAUCUCCCUUCAUGUAUCCUCACAGCAACCAAGUCACUUCGUUUACUCCACACUCGCCAAACAAAAUGCCUAUCUCGAAACAAGCACGGUGGCAACAAUACCGAGCCACCGCGAAUGUCUGGCUCGGUUCUAAAAGAUAACAAGGAAGUCGGGAUGUCUGUUUGUCGAAUGCUACAAUGUGCCUGUGUUCUUCGUCCACAAAACCAGCUUUUAUUAGCAACAAUCUGCUCCAGGCUCGUAGUCUGGUACCAAACGAUGAUUCGAACAUGUUUCCUUCGCCAAGGGAGCAAUGAGAUUGAUAAUACCAAACCGAUACCAGAGAAAGUUUCCCAUCAGGCUGUAACCAUUGGUGAUCAUACAGUUGAUAACUUGGCUCUGGGAUCAAAUAUUGAGGCCAUGAUAAUACUGGGAGAGCUGAAUCAUUUACAGCGCUUGGUCAAUACUCUUUCAGUUCGCAUUCGACAAACUGAAACAUUGCAUUCAUCUGGCUUAGCUGUGGAUGGCGAUAGUCCGUCUGCAGGCCUACCGGGAAUUGCGCAUGAUCGAUUAGUGAUACACUUAUUGAAGGAGGUUCAAACAGCCAGGGAAGAUUUGAUUUUAGCUUUGAAUCAGGUCCCAGAAUCUUCCAUGUGA